CCCGCCGAGUCUGGGUGAGAAGCACUCGGAUUCCGUGAACUUUCUUCUAAGCCGCCCGCCUCUCUCGGUUCCCCUUCGAGUAAGGGAAGGGGAGCGGCAGGGGGACCCCAGCGCUGGAAACCCCGGAGGAUGCCGCCCCAGGAUCCCGGAGCCGCCGAGGAGGAGACGCCGGGGGCGGAGAGCAGCCCUGCAGGCUGUCUGUCCUCCUGAAGCCGCGAGCCGGGAGGCGGGGAUGAGGGAGGGGCGCCCGGGCCUGCCACAGGCGGACGGCUGUGUCCUCGGACCCGAAGGGUCAUCUGCCCCCGCCCGCUGAACACCGAGCCCGCCGGGGACCUGAGCCCCGCUAGUCCUGCGCCUCCGGACGCGGGGCUCCUCCCGCCGCAGCAGCCCACAGCGCGGCUCGCCUGGGUCCUCCUCUCCCCGGGGACCUCCCCUCUCUGGGGUCCUCGGGAGACACCGAGCCCGCGGACUGAGGCGGCCAGAGGCCCCUGGAGGUCCCCUUCCCCCCGGGACCCCUCCCCGAGACGGCCACCCCGGGACCCUCCCGGAUCGAGGCCCCUGGGAGAAACGGCCUCCGAGACCCCGAGGGCAGAAGACAGCAGGGCAGCCCUGGCUGCCUCGUCGGCCCAGACCUGGGACUGGGCUUCGGCGUUCCGGGACCUACCAGGCCCCUCAGAAGGCCCCUCUGCUCUCCCCACGCCCCUUCCAGCUCUCAGACACGGUCCCGGGGUGGCACCCAACAGUCAUGGGUGAGAAGGACCCCAAAGACCUGCAGGGCCCCUUCCGCGACGUGCGGGCAGCUGGUCCCUCCGCAUCCUCGUGUCCUCCCUUUCUCGUACUCUGAUCAUCCGUUCCAACCCUGGGGGGCCUCGGCUGGGCGGCGAGCCCCCCUAGUCUCCAAAGGGAACCUCCUGUGGCGCUCACCCAGGGAGCCCUCCGGUGCCCAGAGGCCCCUGGGAGAGGCUUAAGCCAUGACCCCGCAGAGCCCCCAAGCCCCACCUCCCAGGGCUCCGGCCCCCGAGGAAGCAGCUGCCCUUCUGAGCGGCUGACUCUUGAUUCCACGGCCAGAGCCCCCGUCCCGAUGGGCUCCGUUCAGCACCACUGUUGCCCGCAGCCGAAGAUGGGCGACACCUGGGCCCACGGGCCCCGGCCUGGGCCCCCGCGGCCCGCCCUGCUCCUGGUCCCCCUCCUCAUGGCGGCCGGGGUGAUGCCCUCGGACGGCGGCGCCAGCUGCCCGGUGCUCUGCACGUGCCAUAACCAGGCGGUGGACUGCAGCGGCCAGCGGCUCUUCUCUGUGCCCCCGGAGCUGCCCGUGGACACGCGCAACCUCAGCCUGGCGCACAACCGCAUCGCCGCUGUGCCGCCCGGCUACCUCACGUGCUACCGCGAGCUCCGGGUGCUCAGCCUGCGCAACAACUCCCUGGUGGAGCUGCCCGCGGGCCUCUUCCUCCACGCCAAGCGCCUGGCACACCUCGACCUGAGCUACAACAACCUCAGCCACCUGCCCGCCGGCAUGUUCCAGGCCGCGCACGGCCUUGUGCGCAUCGACCUCAGCCACAACCCCGGGCUGCGCCGGGUGCACCCGCGCGCCUUCCAGGGCCUGGCGCAGCUGCGGGACCUCGACCUCAGCUUCGGGGGCCUGGCCUUCCUCAGCCUCGAGGCCCUCGAGGGCCUGCCCGGGCUGGUGACCCUGCAGAUCGGCGGCAACCCCUGGGUGUGCGGCUGCACCAUGGAGCCCCUGCUCAAGUGGCUGCGGAACCGCGUCCAGCGUUGCACCGCGGACUCCCAGCUGGCUGAGUGCCGAGGCCCCCCGGAAGUCGAGGGCGCCCCCCUCUUCUCGCUCACGGAGGAGAGCUUCAAGGCCUGCCACCUGACCCUGACCCUGGACGAUUACCUCUUCAUCGCCUUCGUGGGCUUCGUGGUCUCCAUCGCGUCCGUGGCCACCAACUUCCUCCUGGGCAUCACCGCCAACUGCUGCCACCGCUGGAGCAAAGCCAGCGAAGAGGAGGAGAUCUGACGCGGGGGCCCAGCGCCCCUCCACACUGCCCGCCACUGUGGCUCCGCGGGCCCUGGUCACCUCGGUCGCGCUCAGGCAGGGUCACGAGGCCACCUUUGUGUGCGCGUCUCCGGGGGGCCAGGCGCUGUGCUAGGAACUGGGGCUGCCAGCUGGAUCAGACCCCCACCCUGGCCCCCAAGGCCCUGACAGAGGAGCAGGAAUCCGAAACGCUUCCCUUCAAGGCGUUUUGGCAGCACGUGGAGCGAUGGAGGCCCAGAGGACAGGUCAUCUCCUGUCGAGAAAAUCCGAGAGCAUUACAAGAACACAGGCGAUGUGUGAAGUGCCUCAUCGAAAGGAACGCCUGCUUUGUCCGUAGCCAGAGAAGGGCAGACACCGGGCGAUGACACGCGUGGUGUGUGAACAGUGACAUCGAUCACUGUGACUUCAGAGUACAGAGCAGGAGGGGCCGGGACCAGAACUUUCCCCCCGACGCCUGGGCCGUCAGCUCUUGGCCUUGCCCACCCCUGCCCUUGGACGGUGACAACGCCUUCGCGCCGGCCCCCUAAGCCUCCUCCUACCGGCAGCCGCCAGGUGAGACCCCCUCCCGUUGACCGCCCUUGCCCCAUCCUACGUGGCCAGCUGUCGCCACAGGCGAGGUGGUCCGGGCAGUGAACCCCCUGCAGCACCCUUCCACUCCCCCAUCUCCUGCCUGGCAUGCGAGCGUGGGCUUCCGAAGAGGGAGGCAGGAGUCCUGGCGCCCUGGGACUCUUCAUCCUGUGACUGUUUCUGUGCCUACACCAAGGGGUCCCCCCAGGACAGUGCACCCCACCGUGCAGCCCUGCAGCGUGAUCCCGAGGCCUGAUGGAGACGGCCACCACAGUCGUGACCACAGGAAGGUUAGAUCCUCCUUUGAAGCCACGGACCUGUUUCAGCAAGAGGAUGAGAGGGCUGUUCACUGCCCAGCACCUGCUGGAGUUGGGCACGGCAAAGGGCUCUCUCCAGAGACAAUCCUAUUCAUGCACACAACAGUCUGCUGAGGUAAGCAUCAUUGCGCCCAUUUUACAGGUGAAGAAACCAAGGCUCAGAGAGGUUAAGUCAUAUGCUACUUAAAAGCAAAAUGAAACCCCAUUCAGGUUGGGGGACAUCACAGUUUCCUCUAACCUUCUCUAAGUUCAAAUUCCAAUUGGAUGAAGCCCCUAAAGGACCAGACACUCUCCUGGGGCACUUGUAAGUCUGUCGACUCACUGAUUUCAAUUCUCCCAGCAACACUGCCUAGUGAGUUCUGUUAUUCCCAUGUUACAGAUGAUUCAGUUGGAGCAGGUUGAGUCUCUCACUCCAGGUUAUAUGGAUACACUCUAGAAGAAAGGGGCUAGGCAGUUCUAUUCAGGGAACCCUGUCUAACCGGUCAGUCAAAAAUCAAGGAACUUCAUGUGCAAAGCACAGUGAGCAUCUUCCUCUUCUUCGGCGUUGGUCUCAUCGUCUUGAUCAUGAGCUUUCCCGUAUUUGUUCAGCGCUGGACAGUUUGUGAAGCACUUUGAUAUCAUUCUCCUUGACUUUUCAUGACCCUGGGUGGUAGACAAACCACAAAAUCCUUGCACCUACUUUACAGAUGGAAAAAUAGAGACUCCGGAGCAGGUACGACUUGUGUGCAUGGCAGGGUGGCAACUCAACUCCAUCUCGGUCCACUUUCCAGGGCUUUCCCAGAUGCUUUCCCAGAGGAAGAAAAUGCCUGAGGGCUCGGCAGAGGGGCCCUUGAAUUCACAGCCAACCAAGAAGGUCCCUGCCAGUCAGCUAAAUAAAGGGCACUGAAAUCCUGCAGUUUAGAGGUACUCGCAUCAGGGCAAAUCCUAGAAGACGCCUGACUUGCAAAGUGUCAACGACACAUCAGAGCUGGUGGGCACCAUGGCAGUCAUGCAAAAGAUAAGACCUCUGGGAAACAGGAGAGAAAGCUGUGUUCCCCCAGCCUGCCUAAGCCUUUCUGUGUUGCAAGAAAUACAAAGGCAGCAAGAAGCAGUCCCCUCUGUAGGAUAGGGGACCACUCUAGGACCCAAUCCCAUAUGCUGGCAAGAUCGGCGAAGAUGAGGAUUAAAUCCGGGACUUUCUACCGUGCCCUUGGCUCCAGUAAGCUCGCCUCACCCAUCCUCCUGGCAGGCCGCAAAAGAAUGGAGGAGAAUGGCAGAGCAUCUUCCAAGAAGUCUUCCCCAACUCCUGCUGGCCUGAGCUCGUCAACCAAAAGAGUGCCCGACACUCUGCUGGAACUGGGGUGCUUGACCCUUGUCUCCUCUGCGUCUCAUGUACAAUGUCAGGGCCAGAAUUCUGCUCCCUGAUGAUGGGGCAGGGCCGUGCCCACUCUCUUCCGCUGUGUCCCGGGGCCGGCAGACCAGGGUCACUCUCUGGGAGUCCAGCCAAUGACAACAAAAGAGUAUUUGAGGAAGAACUAUUAGAAAUAACAGCCCUAACACAAACAGUUAAACCUCCCACAGAGGGGCACCAUACACAUCUAUCAUAAUGUCUUAGAGACUCUGGUUUGCUGAAAUAUAGUUAACAUAUUUUAAGACAGGAUUUUUUUUUUUUUUUUUUUUUGCAUAGAA
Molecule: messenger RNA, 4587 nt
Organism: Dama dama (fallow deer)
Lineage: Eukaryota; Metazoa; Chordata; Mammalia; Artiodactyla; Cervidae
Gene: LRRC55
Product: leucine rich repeat containing 55
Exons: 3
Coding region: 1082-2017 (311 amino acids)
Cellular component (GO): voltage-gated potassium channel complex
Molecular function (GO): voltage-gated potassium channel activity; potassium channel activator activity; transmembrane transporter binding
Source: RefSeq, a predicted model, not a curated record